AUGCACCACCUCCUGGAGCAGUCGGCGGACAUGGCGACCGCGCUGCUGGCGGGCGAGAAGCUGCGCGAGCUGAUCCUGCCCGGCGCGCAGGACGACAAGGCGGGCGCGCUGGCCGCGCUGCUGCUGCAGCUCAAGCUGGAGCUGCCGUUCGACCGCGUGGUCACCAUCGGCACCGUGCUGGUGCCCAUCCUGCUGGUCACCCUGGUGUUCACCAAGAACUUCGCAGAGGAACCCAUUUACUGUUACACCCCGCACAACUUCACCCGCGACCAGGCACUGUAUGCGCGUGGCUACUGCUGGACGGAGCUGCGGGACGCGCUGCCCGGGGUGGACGCCAGCCUGUGGCCGUCGCUAUUUGAGCACAAGUUCCUGCCUUACGCCCUGCUGGCCUUUGCCGCCAUCAUGUACGUGCCCGCGCUGGGCUGGGAGUUCCUGGCCUCCACACGCCUCACCUCUGAGCUCAACUUCCUGCUGCAGGAGAUCGACAACUGCUACCACCGGGCCGCCGAGGGCCGCGCUCCCAAGAUCGAGAAGCAGAUCCAGUCCAAGGGCCCCGGCAUCACCGAGCGUGAGAAGCGGGAGAUCAUCGAGAACGCGGAGAAGGAGAAGAGCCCCGAGCAGAACCUGUUCGAGAAGUACCUGGAGCGCCGCGGCCGCAGCAACUUCCUGGCCAAGCUGUACCUGGCGCGGCACGUGCUCAUCCUGCUGCUCAGCGUGGUGCCCAUCUCCUACCUGUGCACCUACUACGCCACCCAGAAGCAGAACGAGUUCACGUGCGCCCUGGGCGCCUCGCCCGACGGCCCGGCGGGCGGCGGGGGCCCCGUGGUGCGCGUCAACUGCAAGCUGCCCUCGGUGCAGCUGCAGCGGAUCAUCGCGGGCGUGGACAUCGUCCUGCUCUGCUUCAUGAACCUCAUCAUCCUCGUCAACCUCAUCCACCUCUUCAUCUUCCGCAAGAGCAACUUCAUCUUCGACAAGCUGCACAAGGUGGGCAUCAAGACCCGCCGGCAGUGGCGCCGCUCCCAGUUCUGCGACAUCAACAUCCUGGCCAUGUUCUGCAACGAGAACCGCGACCACAUCAAGUCGCUCAACCGGCUGGACUUCAUCACCAACGAGAGCGACCUCAUGUACGACAACGUGGUGCGGCAGCUGCUGGCCGCCCUGGCCCAGUCCAACCACGACGCCACGCCCACGGUGCGCGACUCCGGCAUCCAGACCGUGGACCCCAGCGCCAACCCCGCCGAGGCCGAGGGCUCCGGCGAGCCCCCUGUGGUCAAGCGGCCUCGGAAGAAGAUGAAGUGGAUCCCCACCGGCAACCCCCUCCCGCAGCCCUUCAAGGAGCCCCUCGCCAUCAUGCGGGUGGAGAACAGCAAGGCCGAGAAACCCAAGCCCGUACGCAGGAAGACGGCCACGGACACGCUCAUCGCCCCGCUCCUCGAUGCCGGGGCGCGCGCCGCCCACCACUACAAGGGAGGGGGGGGCGACGCGGCCCCGCCCCCCGCCGCCGACAAGAAGCACGCCCGGCACUUCUCCCUGGACGUGCACCCCUACAUCCUGGGCACCAAGAAGGCCAAACCCGAGUCGGUGCCUGCAGCCCUGCCUGCCUCCCGGAGCCAGGAAGGUGGCUUCCUAUCACAGACAGAGGAGUGCGGGCUGGGGCUGGCGACGGCAUCCGCCAAAGAUGCUCCGCUCCCUGAGAAGGAAAUCGCAUAUCCUACGGACCCCGCUCGGACGGGAGGCCCCUUCCACGUCUGCUCCCCGCCUGCAGCCCCCGCCGCAGCCCCCUCGUCACCAGGCAGCCUCGGCAAGGCCGACCCCCUCACCCUCCUGAGCCGCAAUGCCACGCACCCCCUGCUCCGCAUCGGCACGUUGUACGAGGCCCGGGAGGAGGAGGAAGGGGGCCCCCGCGCCCCCGCGGACAUGAGCGCCCUCCUCGCCAUCCCCUCCCCCCAGCAGAUCCUCAUCGCCACCUUCGAGGAGCCCAGAACGGUGGUGAGCACGGUGGAGUUCUGAGGGGCGGGGCGGCCCGCACGGCCCGGAGCCCCCCCCCCCCCCCCCCCCCCCCCCCCCGGCCUGAGCCGGCGGGCGUCCGGCCGGGCUCGGCCCUGGGCGGAGGACGGGGCCUCUGCUCGCCGGCCCUGCCCGCGCCAUCCGCCCCCCAUCCGCAUGCCGCGGGGCCCGGCACCCCUUCCACCCAGCUCGGCACGGCACCGCAGGCACAGGCGGGGCGGGGGGCGUGACGCGGGACCCCUGCCCCCGCAUCAGGCACUUUUCUGGGGUUCUGGGCUGUACAAUGAAGAGUUUAUUUUUUUAGUGGAUUUUGUUAUGGGCCAAGGCUGGGGCAGGACAGCUCAGCAACCCCACUUUGCCCAGCCCGGGGCAAAUGAGGACCCUGGGGAGGUGGCUCCGGCCCCGGGGCCCCCCGAGGUCAGGCGCUCGGGGGCUCGGCCCCGAGGGGACCUGAUGCGGGUCCCGGCAACGCGCCCUUCCCCCUGCAGCCCGACACGCCCCUCAUCCUCCUAGGACUGCUGUAACCGAUGACAGGCGUGUCACCAGGAGAUGGAGGGUGAGCCUACGGUGAAGGAUGGAGUGGGGGGUCCGCGCGAGCCGAGAAGUGGUGUUAACGUGUACGGUACGUGUGUCGGCGUGCGUGUGUACGAACGUGAGUGUGCGUGGGGACACGAUCCCGGCGUGCAGGCCAGCGCGUGCAGAGGCGGGGGCAAGUCUGUGAGUGUGCACACGUGCGACCCGGGCCGCGUGAGCAAGCCCGAGCGUGUGUAUGAACGUGUGCGUGGGGACACGAUCCUGGCGUGCAGGCCAGCACGUGCGGAGGCGGGGGCAAGUCUGUGAGUGUGCACGUGCGACGCGGGCCGCGUGAGCAAGCCCGAGCGUGUGUGAGCUUGAGUGUGCGUGGGGACACGAUGCCGGCGUGCAGGCCAGUGCGUGCGGAGGCGGGGGCAAGUCUGUGCGUGUGCACGUGCGACGCGGGCCGCGUGAGCAAGCCCGAGCGUGUGUGAGCUUGAGUGUGCGUGGGGACACGAUGCCGGCGUGCAGGCCAGUGCGUGCGGAGGCGGGGGCAAGUCUGUGCGUGUGCACGUGCGACGCGGGCCGCGUGAGCAAGCCCGAGCGUGUGUGAGCUUGAGUGUGUACGCGGCACCCUCGUGGGAGCGAGUGGGGAGCCGCGGGCGUGGGUGCCGGCGUGCCCGCGAGGGAAGGAGGGAAUCCGAUGCAAUAACCACCCCCUCGGCCCCCGCCCCCGGGACGAGGCCAGCUUCCCACGGGAGCCCAGGUCCCCGCCGGCCCCGCCCCAUUACCUCAGCCACGGCACCACGGGACGCAGCACUAACAAGGUAGCAUAUCAAUAAAUACUAUUCUGAUAA
Molecule: messenger RNA, 3377 nt
Organism: Perognathus longimembris pacificus (Pacific pocket mouse)
Lineage: Eukaryota; Metazoa; Chordata; Mammalia; Rodentia; Heteromyidae
Gene: Panx2
Product: pannexin 2
Biological process (GO): positive regulation of interleukin-1 production; monoatomic cation transport
Molecular function (GO): channel activity
Source: RefSeq, a predicted model, not a curated record